UGACCCUCUACCGGCAUCUGAUCAACUACAGAAUCACUAUGUCUGGACGUGGCAAAGGAGGCAAGGGACUCGGAAAGGGAGGCGCUAAGCGUCAUCGUAAGGUGUUGCGUGACAACAUCCAGGGCAUCACCAAGCCCGCCAUCCGUCGUCUGGCCCGCCGUGGUGGUGUCAAGCGUAUCUCUGGUCUCAUCUACGAGGAGACCCGUGGCGUCCUCAAGGUCUUCCUGGAGAACGUUAUCCGUGAUGCCGUCACCUACACCGAGCACGCUAAGCGCAAGACCGUCACCGCCAUGGAUGUGGUCUACGCUCUGAAACGCCAGGGCCGCACUCUGUACGGCUUCGGCGGCUAGACUACCUGACUCGCAAGAAAGAAAGAACCCGGCCCUUUUCAGGGCCACCCACAUCCCCCAAAAGAACUGUAUUGUUAACACAACUUUAGUGUAUUGUGAGGCCACCAACUUAAGAAUAAAUACCGGUCUGCAAACGCUAUAGUAAGCCUGCCUAAACGGCCCCUACACCUUAAUCACUAUAAUUAAGUUUUUAUGGAAAACGCCGAACUGACACUUUGAUCUUGUGACCGCUGUAGCUGAGAUAUAACAUUGCAGUAAUUAUGCAAGAAAGAAUUGCCUCAGAUUGUGAUCGCUGGAGAUGCCUGUAACCAGGCUUUUGUAGACUACGUAGGUUAUUGGACCAAAAGUUUGAAAUCUGUAUUCCUCUGGUCGACAUAUUUGGCGUACAUUAAAGCCUUUUUUGUGCAUUCAUACCUCU
Messenger RNA from Branchiostoma floridae (Florida lancelet), 768 nucleotides. RefSeq names its product histone H4. Gene Ontology annotation, biological process: nucleosome assembly. Lineage: Eukaryota; Metazoa; Chordata; Leptocardii; Amphioxiformes; Branchiostomatidae. Bases 39 to 350 code for a protein of 103 amino acids. Gene Ontology annotation, cellular component: nucleosome. The record is from RefSeq and is a predicted model, not a curated record. The transcript has a single exon. Gene Ontology annotation, molecular function: structural constituent of chromatin; protein heterodimerization activity; DNA binding.